Molecule: messenger RNA, 1714 nt
Organism: Pelodiscus sinensis (Chinese soft-shelled turtle)
Lineage: Eukaryota; Metazoa; Chordata; Testudines; Trionychidae
Source: RefSeq, a predicted model, not a curated record
GAGAUGCUGGACACGGCGAACAGCCAGUUCGACUCCUUCCUGUACUGGAGGAUGCCAAUCCCGGAGCUCGACCUGACGGAGCUGGAGGGGCUGGGUUUGACCGACAUGGCGCUCUACAAACCCAAAGGAGGUUUGGGCAAGCGGUCCGGAGACUGGCCGCAGCUCGGGCAGGACGAAGACUCUCUCCUGCCGUUCAACAGCUUCAAUUUCUGGCGCGCGCCAAUUGCCAGCAUUAGCGUGUUCGAUUUUGAUCUGGUUUGAUGCUCGCCCCUCCCUCCCCCGUCCCUGUCAAUCAGGCCCAUGACCGGUCGUUUUGGUUAGGUCUCUGUGUUGUCCUUUGCUUUUUAAGUGGUUGUUGACGAUGCUAAUUAAGUCACUGCCCCCUGAUGAUGCCUCCAAGACUCACAAUCUGUUUGCUCCCCGCCCCCACACACACACUUGCCUUCUAUCUUCCUAAGGGUGUGUCUACACAGCAAACUCAGGUGUGGGCACACCUGAGCUGUGACUCUAGCUAGCAGGGGAACAGUAGCAGGGAAGAUGCUGCAGGCAGGCCAUUUCUCCAGAUUUAGGGCAGGCAGUCCUGGUUUUCUGUGGCUGGGCACCUCCCCAGUUCUGGUAUAAAACCAGACCGGGCUUUGUCCGGUCCUAUGCACAGAGGAUGCCAUGUUGAAGAGUGCACCCCUCCACCCCAGCCUAUGGGUUAGGGGCUGUGGAGCCUCCCCAAAAGUGGAGGGCCUAAGGGUCCCCACCUUACUCCAAAUCCCCCCACCCCCCUGAAGCCCAGAUCCCGCCACUUGCCUGGGGUGGGAGACCCCAAGAGCAGUCCCUGGUUCAUGCUCCCACCCCCCAGGCAAGUGGAGGGUUUGUGGCUCCCCACAGCUGCCCAGGUGAUAGGACUCAGAGCCACCGCCCCAGGCCUCUACCGUCUGAGUGACUUUUCUUUGGCCAGUAUAGGGUCUAUGAUGCACAGUGGAGCAGCUCUGAUUCCAUCCACCAGAGAGCAGCCGCACAGCUGUACGCUUCCCUGGGCUCCAGCUGCCAACCUGGCCAGGGGGCGGAGCCUGGGGAAGGACGUGGAGAGGGAGGGACAGGGCCCCGCCUGUUCUGGCACCUCAGCUGGGGUCUUUUCAACGUGGCAUCCCAUGCGGACACACCCAGGGGGGCAGGGUCACACAGCUGGGGUCAGCCCCACAGUGUUCCCAGAAGUACUAGAAUGUCUGGGAUUUCUGGGGAUGCGGCAGUCGCCCCCUUAAUACGCUGUGGCCGAAGCUAGCUACCAGAAUCCCUGGGUAUGUUUUCAGGGUGUCAGCCUACCCUGUCUACACUGCUCUUGUGACUCACGGUGCGGAGACCAAAUCUGGCAGGGCCUUGCCGAGCCAGGUUGCCGUUGCUUCUUCCUGGGCAGGGUGGAUGUGCCUGGGCUGAGCUCGGACAUGUCGGAAGCCACGCUGGCUGUGUCUUGGUGUGAGCAGGCAUCGUGCAACAGCUCUGGCCGGGCCUGUGCGAGGACAUGCCAGAGAACCGGGAAGGAGCAGUAGGACCUGAGCUCACGCCUCUUGUGCUUUAUUACGAAACGUGCAUGCAAACAAGAGAGACCCUCGCCUCUCCCAGUGCCCCUAUUAGCUGGAGUCUGCGUUCGGGUUGUAAAAUCCCGUUUAAUUGGUUAACUGGUUAAACAUGAUGGCUGCGUCUAGACUGGCAAGGUUUUCCGCAA